This is a messenger RNA of Melozone crissalis (California towhee), 1463 nucleotides long. It is a transcript of the gene COPS7A, whose product is annotated as COP9 signalosome subunit 7A. Gene Ontology annotation, biological process: COP9 signalosome assembly. Bases 23 to 850 code for a protein of 275 amino acids. The transcript is spliced from 8 exons. The record is from RefSeq and is a predicted model, not a curated record. Gene Ontology annotation, cellular component: COP9 signalosome. NCBI's taxonomy places the organism in Eukaryota, Metazoa, Chordata, Aves, Passeriformes, Passerellidae.
GCGGGCCGGGCCGCGCCCCGCCAUGGCGGCCGAGGGCAAGGUGACGGGGCAGAGCCAGGAGCAGUUCCUGCUGCUGGCCAAGGCGGCCCGCGGCGCCGCGCUCGCCAGCCUGAUCCACCAGGUGCUGGAGGCCCCGGGCAUCUACGUGUUCGGGGAGCUGCUGGACAUGCCCGCCGUCCGCGAGCUGGCCGACAGCGAGUUCUCCCCCGUGUUCCGCCUCCUCACCAUCUUCGCCUACGGCACCUACGCGGAUUACCUGGCUGAAGCAGCAAACCUCCCUCCCUUGACAGAGGCCCAGAAGAACAAACUGAGGCACCUGUCAGUCGUCACUCUGGCUGCCAAGAUCAAGUGCAUCCCGUACUCGGUGCUGCUGGAGCAGUUGCAGCUGAAGAACGUGCGGCAGCUGGAGGACCUGGUGAUUGAGGCUGUGUAUGCAGAUGUGCUGCGAGGGAGCUUGGAUCAACGGAACCAGCGCCUGGAGGUGGAUUACAGCAUUGGGAGGGACAUCCGGAGGGAGGAGCUUAGCACCAUCACCCGCACAUUGCAGGAGUGGUGCCAGGGCUGCGAGGUUGUGCUCUCGGGCAUCGAGGAGCAGGUCAGCAGGGCCAACCAGCACAAGGAGCAGCAGCUGGCCCUGAAGCAGCAGAUCGAGAGCGAGGUGGCAAACCUGAAGAAGACCAUUAAAGUGACGACAGCAGCCGCUGCAGCAGCCACGUCCCAGGACCCAGAGCAGCACCUCACGGAGCUCCGGGAGCCGGCCCCUGGCACCAACCAGCGCCAGGCGAGCAAGAAAACCUCCAAGGCCAAGGGGCUCCGGGGCAGCACGAAGAUUUGGUCUAAGUCAAACUAGCUGGAUCUCCCUUCACAACUGGGAGGGCAGCGUCUCCCUCCUUUUCAUCGCCGCUUUUCACACUCUGAGCUUCAGGUUGUACGCCUUGCUGUUUCCCCAGCCGCCCAAGCCCCCGUCGCCACGGCCACGUGUUUCUCUCUUUCUCUCUGCCUGUCUUUUGACAGGCCAAUUUCAGGAGCCACAAGGUCACCUUGGCACCCCCAGGGCAUCACAAAGCUUGCAAAGAGGGUGCUGGUGCACAGCAGUCUUUCUGGCUCCAUGAGACCCCCUGGGAUACCUUGCUCCAGGACACAGUCUUUGAUUGUUUAAUCUUUGUUUUGCUAGGUGGGAGGGUAGUUUUUGAAGGGAUUCUUUUAAAAAAUAUAUAAAUAUAUUAUAAAUAUAUAUAAAACAAUAAAAAUAUAGAUCUAUGGACAUAUCUAUAUAAACCUGCGCUCCUGUGGGUGGCAUCUCUUUGCCUUGUACACCAGUUCUGGAGGUUCCAAAAUAAGCUGUGACAGUAAGAGCCUUUGUCCCAUUUUGGGGUGGAAUAUCCUCUCAAAGGUUCCCUUCUCAAAGGUAGUAUCUCUAUUGGGAUGAGAGUCCAUAAAACAGAAAUGAAUCAUAAAUCUUA